ACGCGCGCUUUCGGUUUAACAUGGCGGAGGCCGUCUCCUCAGCGGCCCGGACAGGUUCGGAUUCUCCAGAGAAGGAGGAAGUGGGAGACGACGCGGAACUGCUCCAGUGCCCGAUGCAGCUGGGGACCCCGAGAGAGGAGGAGAACGCGGCGCUUGUGGCGGAGGCGGAGGCCGUGGCUGCGGGCUGGAUGCUCGACUUCCUCUGCCUGUCUCUCUGCCGAGCCUUCCGCGACGGCCGCUCCGAGGACUUCCGUCGUACUCGGGACAGCGCCGAGGCUAUUAUUCAUGGACUACACAGUCUUACAGCUUACCAAUUGAAAACUGUGUAUAUAUGUCAGUUUUUGACAAGAGUUGCAGCUGGAAAGGCCCUUGAUGCACAGUUUGAAGUUGAUGAGCGUAUUACCCCCUUGGAAUCAGCCCUGAUGAUUUGGGACUCAAUUGAAAAGGAACAUGACAGACUGCAUGAGGAAAUACAGAAUUUAAUUAAAAUUCAGGCUGUAGCUGUUUGUAUGGAAAUUGGCAGCUUUAAGGAAGCAGAAGAAGUAUUUGAAAGAAUAUUUGGUGAUCCAGAAUUUUACACGCCUUUAGAAAGAAAAUUACUUAAGAUAAUCUCUCAGAAAGAUGUGUUCCACUCCUUUUUCCAACACUUCAGCUAUAACUGCAUGAUGAAGAAAAUUCAGAGUUAUGUGGAUUGUGUGUUAAAUGAAAAAUCAUCAACUUUUCUAAUGAAGGCAGCAACAAAAGUAGUGGAAAAUGAGAAAGCAAGGACACUAGCUUCUAAGGAUAGACCAAGUGCUACCAACACUGGAAUGGAAACUGAAGUUGGUUUGAAUAAAGGGGAAAGUAUUAAUUGCCAACAGUCUACAGAAACUGAAUCCUUAGUGGAUACAGUAUCCUCAAUAAGGUCUCACAAGAACGCCUUAUCUCAGUUGAAACACAGAAGUGCUCUAUCAGAUCUCAGUAAGAACGAAGCAAGAACAGGAACUCUUCAGUGUGAAAUAACGACAAAAAGAAACAGAAGAACCAGUGGAAGGAAUAAAUUAUGUAUCUCAAAGAAUCAGCCAGAAACUAAUGAAAAACAUGGGCACAGGAAAAAACAGACAUGGCUUUGGGAAGAAGACAGAAUUUUGAAAUGUGGUGUAAAGAAAUAUGGAGAGGGAAAUUGGGCUAAAAUACUAUCCCAUUAUAAGUUCAACAAUCGGACAAGUGUCAUGUUAAAAGAUAGGUGGAGAACGAUGAAGAAACUGAAACUGAUUAGCUGAGACACUGAAGGCUGGAUGGGUUUGAUUCAGCUUAAUACAAGGAUAAAUACUUGGAUCACUACAUUUUGUUUACAACUUCCUGGUCAGUGAUGAAAAAGCAUUAUUGGAGGGGGGGGUGUUCAGGAGGGGGAAGAGAGAGGGUUUUGGUUUUUUUUUAAUUGUUGUUUUUGUUUUUUGUUAGAGGAGAUUUAUGCUGUAAAAAUAUAUGCCAUCAUUAUUUUCUGUAAGAAUCUUUAUUUUUGUAAAAUACAGAUAUGUUGAACCCUACCAAAUUUAGUACCCCAUCCCAUGUUCUGUUUUAAUACAAAAGAACCUAAUAAGGUAAAACUAAUUUAUGA
Mus pahari (shrew mouse) is the source of this 1600-nucleotide messenger RNA. It is a transcript of the gene Terf1, whose product is annotated as telomeric repeat binding factor 1. The record is from RefSeq and is a predicted model, not a curated record. Gene Ontology annotation, cellular component: nucleus; chromosome, telomeric region. The transcript is spliced from 10 exons. Lineage: Eukaryota; Metazoa; Chordata; Mammalia; Rodentia; Muridae. Gene Ontology annotation, biological process: telomere maintenance. Bases 21 to 1262 code for a protein of 413 amino acids. Gene Ontology annotation, molecular function: telomeric repeat DNA binding; protein homodimerization activity.